Molecule: messenger RNA, 633 nt
Organism: Nycticebus coucang (slow loris)
Lineage: Eukaryota; Metazoa; Chordata; Mammalia; Primates; Lorisidae
Exons: 4
Coding region: 1-633 (210 amino acids)
Cellular component (GO): cytoplasm
Source: RefSeq, a predicted model, not a curated record
AUGAGACGCUGGACUCUCCGGCCCAGCCGAGUGUCCAGUGUGGGCUCUUUCCUUGCUGGGAUCUCGGAUCUGGUGGUCAGCGAGCUUUGUCUCCUGUCACAGAGCACACAGAGAGAUGCCUUGAUCAGGACGCGUGGGAGACCAGGCUGCUCCAGAAAGCCCUCUGCUGUUGUGUGUGAUCCCUUCUCCCUUCAUCUUUCUCAGUUUUCCAGCCAGUCAUUGCUGGCCAUCGAGGAUGUCCACUGGCUGGAGGAAUUCACACUGGCCAUCCUGGAGAGGAUACAGGAUGGCAGGGAUGAGGAAGAGCAGAAGGCUUUCCUGUACAGAUUAUUUGGCUUCACCCUGCGGACCUCAAGGAAUCUGAAACUGGUACAGAAGAUGCUGCCUGCCAUGCUAAACACCUCCCAAGAGGAGCCGGAAGAGAGGGAGGGCAUCGCCAAGGCACUAGCUGUUGUGUCCCUGGAACACCUGACGGUGGUUCUGGAUGAACUGGAAGUGUACGGCACUAAACUCACUGACAGGGACACGUCGUCCAUCCUCAAACUGGCCCAGGUGACAGCAUCCUGGGAGUGCAGCCAGCAUUCCGCACAGGGCCUGAGGGCUCCCCUCACCACAGCCCCUGCACUUCUCUGA